This is a messenger RNA of Strongylocentrotus purpuratus (purple sea urchin), 849 nucleotides long. Its product is annotated as aqualysin-1-like. Gene Ontology annotation, molecular function: serine-type endopeptidase activity. Bases 1 to 849 code for a protein of 282 amino acids. The transcript has 7 exons. The record is from RefSeq and is a predicted model, not a curated record. Gene Ontology annotation, biological process: proteolysis. NCBI's taxonomy places the organism in Eukaryota, Metazoa, Echinodermata, Echinoidea, Camarodonta, Strongylocentrotidae.
AUGACGUCAGCAAUGCGGGUUGUAAUCUUCAUCCUCUCAUUCUCCAUCUUGCUGUCUUGUGUGGUUGCCCGUCGAGCUCCUCUACUUAGAACAAGUGAAGCCAUCAAGGAACAAUAUAUCGUGGUCCUUAAGAAAAACGCAGUGCUUUCAAACGUUCUUCAGUCCCUACGCGAAGAAUCCAACCAGAAAGUGGUAACUUUAAACAACCCGAUAAAAGAAUACACCAGAGUACUGAACGGAUUUGCCAUCUCCCUGUCAAAAACAGCAUUAGCCGUGGUGCGUGACCAUCCAUCUGUGCGGUACGUAGAGGAAGAUGGCGUAGCGUAUGGUUCGGAGACAUGGGGUCUGGAUCGGAUCAACCAAAGGGACCUUCCUCUAGAUGACAGCUUCACUCCUAUCGGUAAUGGGAGUGGUGUGAACGUAUACGUCCUUGAUACCGGGAUCAGAACCACUCAUGAGGACUUCGAGGGCAGGGCGGAAUUCAGCUAUGACGCCAUGAACUACGCUAUUGGGAAUGACGGUGACUGUCACGGGCAUGGGACACACUGUGCAGGUACCAUAGCUGGCAAGCGAUACGGUGUUGCCAAGGCCGCUAAAGUAUAUGCCGUACGAGUUCUUGGUUGCUCCGGCCCUGGCUCUUGGUCUGCCAUUAUCGAUGGUAUGGAUUGGGUUGCUCGUAAUGGUAUACGUCCAGCUAUUGCGAGUAUGUCACUCGGUGGAGGGGGAAUCAGAGCAGUAGACGAGUCACUGAGGAACCUUCACAGAGAUGGGGUCACCGUGGUAGUAGCCGCUAUGAACAACGAUUUAGAUUCAUGUGCAUUUUCACCUGCUAGGGCUCCUGAGAUUUAA